Molecule: messenger RNA, 1621 nt
Organism: Paramecium sonneborni
Lineage: Eukaryota; Ciliophora; Oligohymenophorea; Peniculida; Parameciidae
Source: the annotation of a GenBank genome assembly
AUGAUCCACGGUUUAUAAGUCGUAUUUUAGAAUUAUACAAGAAAAUUUGCAGAAUUCACAUCAGUUGAUGUUUUAGUAGAUGUAUGAAUAUUUCAUAUUCAUUUAAGGAAAUACUCUAAAUGGUUUGCAUCCUUAAUCAGUUUAGUUUCUAAAUUAAUUAUGCAGAUCAUAACCCAGAUAAUCGGAUUACAUUUAAUAAAAACUAUUAUAAACUAUUGCAGCAAUCCUACUUAGAAAAAUUAUUAAUUUUGUCAAUCCUAAAUAAUAAAAUUUUGAUAGCAGUGUCUUAAACGAUUUUUAAGGAUACUUGCAAAAAGCCAUUACUACAACAGAAUUUAGAUCUCCUGAAGCUAUUGCUAAUGCAAUUUAAACACUUAGCACUUUCUCAUUUGAUUUAUAAGAUAGUCUUGCAAUCUUUGUAAAAGAUGCUGUUCUACCUAAUCUUGCUAAUUCUAAUCCAAUUAUAAGAAAGGCUACUGCAAAAGCUGGAUGUCUAUUAUAUAUUAAGAAAGGAAGAUCAACUGGAUAAUAGAUGAUAUCCAAAAAUGUUAUGUAUGAAAUAUUAGAUAAAUUUAUGAAUUUUGCUAUUUCAGAUACUGAAUAAGAUAUAAGGUAAACUAUGCUUGCAUCUUUAAAUGAGAAUUUCGAUCCAUAUUUAAAUUCUCCUAAUAAUUUGAGAAAAUUAUUUUUAUAUGUAUGAAUGACACAAUCCCAGAAGUAUAAGAAAUUGCAUUAACCAUACUUUGUAGAUUAUCAAUUUUAAAUCCUUCAGAAAUUAUUCCCUUUCUUAAAAAGACUUUAUUCGAAUACCUUUAAACUUUAACAUUUGACAGCAAUUAACCUGAAAAGUAAACCAUUAAUAAGUUAUAUUUAUUAACAUCAUUAAUUAAAAAUAGUCGUACUAUUGUCUAAACAUAUACUAGUAAUAUAGCUAAGGUAAUUUAAUAACAUUUAAAAAAUCCAAAUACUAGUGCGAGUGUUACUUCAUAUUUAUUAUAAGCAUUUGCUUAAUUAACAGAAACUGCAAAUUAAGAAAUAUUAGUAAAUUUAAAAGAGGUUUUUGAUAUUAUUAUAACAGCAAUGUAAGAUAAGAGUUCUACUCUUAAAAGAGAAGCUGCUUGUAAAGUCUUUAAAUUUAAUUAUUAAGAAUACAGGAUUUGUUGUACUUCCUUAUUAUCGUUUUCCAAAUUUAAUGGAUGUUAUUUUCUAAUUAAUUAGAACUGAAACUAUACCAGAAAUGAGAUAGGAAUGUUUAAAAUUAUUAGGUAAUUUAGGAGCUGUAGAUUCGUUUAUAUAUAAAAGUGUUUAAGGAGUACCAACAAAAUAAAAGUUUAAGUUUUUAAAAAAUUAUUAAAAUGCUGUAAAUUCUGUUUCAUCAAGUGAAUUAAUGAAUGAAGUAAGAGGAUAUAGUGAAGAUUUAAUAUUAAUUGAUAAUUUUAGUUCAACAAUGUUUUUACAUUUAGGAAAAUUGAAAAUGUAAACUGAUUAAGAUACAUUACUAUAUUAAAAUAAUGCUGCAUUAAUAACUAAAUCAACAACAUUGGAUGCUCAAUCUCAUUAUCAUUAAGUCAUAAAUUCAUAAGAUAUUGAAGAAUUAUUUUAUUAUGUUCCUGUCAAAUGA